CUGCCUGGUGGUUGUAACGGUGCGGCUAUAAAAGGUUAACAUCUGGGGGCGGGAGGGGUGCUCUUUUUCCUGCCUCCCUCCCAUGAUCAUCCCUGCAGUGCUGCAUAGGAAAGAGAAAUGAGUGAAGAGGGCCGGAGAGCGGACUAGCCUCUGCCCGGCCCUGCCUUGAGGAGUAGCUCCCGCCUUGCGAAUGGGGCCUCCGGGAUCCAGUCUCGGGGAGAUGGAGCGCCGCCGGCACCACUGGCAGCUGGUUCGCAGACACUUCUGUCCCGUGGUGUAAUCUGGAGCCUGGAUGGAGGUUGGGGAGGAGAUUCUCCCCACCACUCAGUUGUGGGGAGAGCUCCUGCGUCCCACACAGAAGCAGCACACCAUUCCCAGCUGACUCAGGAAGGCUUGGGGCCCCCGGGAGGCAGAAGGCCGGCAUGGAGGGGAACUCGCCUACGGAGAAGAGAAGAGCUGUGAAGGGCACGAAGCAGCAUGGCAGGAACGCCAGUAGGAGCAACCUCCCCGCUGAGAGUGCCGAGCCCAGCACUGACCAGCCUGUCCGAGUGGCCUUGGAGCCAGCGGGGCUGCAAGGGGAACCGGGCAGGACCGCUCGCUCUAUUCUGGAGGGCAAGGUGAAGGCUCUGAAGGAGAAAAGGUCGACCGUUAAGCAGGGAGGAGCAGUGUCCCAGGAAUGGGCCUCUCUGAAGAAGCCCAAGGCCAGGAAAGGGAAGCUUGCGCCAGGUCCAGCGGUGGUGGAGGGAGUCCCCCAGGACGCAGUGGUGGAGCCGCGGGCUCAGAUCCGCACCUACCUGACGGACGUGCUGCUAGACAGCCAUGACAAUGUGGACUUUGGGCAGGGUGCCAGGGGGCCUGUGGCUGCAGACCUUUACGCCGACAAUGUAGAAGCUCUGAAGGCUCAGAGGACAGUGGGAGGAGGCAGUGCCUUGGGCUGUGGUUCAGCUGAGGAACUCUGGAGGCUCCCAAGCCCAGGAAGGAGCAUGCAGGAGAAUGCUGACUACUGCUCAGAAAACAGGGCCCAAAGGGGCUCCCCAAAUGGGCUUUGGGGCACCAGCUCCACUAGGAAUCCUCCCUCAAGCAGCCAGAAAUCUUCCCUUGAAGACCAUGGCAAACCAGCCCCCUUUGGAGAAGAGCUGGCUCAGGCUAGGGACUCGGAGAGCCUCCCCCUGGCUCAAAAGGAUGAUCUGUGCAGGGGGUUAGCCCCAUCAGGGCGGCUGUGGAGGGCUGAGAGCUGGGACAGCCUUGGCAGUGCUGCGAGUGUUGCCAGCGGGCUGUCUCUGGCUGAGCGGGUGGAGAGGAACCGGGCUGUGCUGCAGGAGAUGCUGAGCCUGUCGAGGCAGAACCGCUCUCCUCUGGAGCCUCAUCGCUAUGCGAAGGAAGCGCUCAUGCUAGCGAAGGAUGGAGCCGCUCAAGAGCUGCUGGUGAAUGACCUGGACUGGGACUCUGGGGUCUCACUGCAGGACUCAGAAGGGUACAGGGCCUUUGUUCCCACUCAGGAGCUUGAGCUGAGCCCCAGGCAUGAGCAGGCCAAGCAGCUGUUGCAGAGAGCCCGCAUGAAGGCCAGGACGAGCCCUCUCCGAGCCAGCCACGACAUCCUUCCUGCUGUUCCCCAGGCCAGGCGGGAUGCGGGUGGGAGCACCGCUCCAGAUCUGAAGAAGAGCUAUGCUCUGAGGGAUGGGGAGGCUCACACCAGUGGGAACCUGAGUGACUCCUCCAGUGGGGAAUCCAGCUGCGGGCAGGCCAGGAAGCGAGGGCCAUCCCCAUCCCGUGUGCGCUUUGAGGACGAGUCUCUCCGGGAUGCCGAAGUUCGCUAUUUGGAGAGGUUGCAACUGCGCCAGAAGCGGGUCUUGGACUCGGUCCUCUUGACUUUGGGACAGAGCCCACUGGUCUCCAAGCCAGACCUUUCAGAUUACAUCAACGGGGACUUCCACCGCAAGGAGAGUGGAGUCAGUAAAGCCUGCAAGGAGCAGCAGAAUCGUGGGCAGGCUGCAGGGACAUCUGCACACCACACCAGCAGGGGGCGCUCUGAGAAGGCUGGGCCCACUGCGCUGAGUGCAGAGGGGAAGUGCAGAGCCUGUGGCUCCUAUCUCAGGGGCUCAGCAGCUAAUCAGAACAUGGACCUCAGGGCUGAUCAGACCGUUAAGCCCUUAUCGGAGAGCCACAGUGUAACUCAGGAAAACAAAAUAAUCAGCACCGGGGCUGAAAGUGGGGAGCCAAGCGCUUCCCAGCAGGAGGCGAGAGGAAGGACUUUGGGCCCGAGGGGGUCUCCCCUCUGGAUUCUUCCCUCCCGGCAGCGCGUUCAUACAGAGCGGAUCAGGGAGACGUACAUCGGGGAUGUCACGUACAUAGAUGACGUGGACUCAGCUCUAGACAGCACCGACACGUCUGACAGCUGCAGGACUGACAGCGAAGAGGCUGGGCCAGGGAGCUGCCACCCCCAGGGUUACCAGGAUGCCAGAGGCCGCUGGCCUGGCGGGCACCAAGCUCCUAGGGGAACUCAUGCGCCGGAGAAGGACACGAGGGGCAGGAAGGCGGGGCAAGAGGAGUGCAGGGUGAAUGGUGACAGUGGAGGGACCAGGAUCUCUGACAACAUGCUUUGUACUGGCAGGGCUGCCAUUGGUGAGAACAUCAGUGAGGAAAGAGACUCCAGCUUGAAGGACACCCUCGUGCUAAAAGAGGGUCAGGUGACCAAGCCAACAGGCAAUGGGGUAGAAGCACUUUCCAAAGGUGACCAACUCCCAGCUGCACCUCGGCUGGCUGGGAAGAACAGUGGCCGGUGUGAUGCAGCGCUCAGCCCUGUCCAGCGGGGGCAUGUCCACCCUCCGCCCCCUGCCCAGGGUCAGCCGUCAGCACCGUCAAUCCCAGGCAACAGAGGCACACUGGAAAGCUCUGCCCCCGCCCCUCAGCCAGCCAACAACUUCAGCCAACCCAGACCAGCAACAGGCAUCUCCCAACAACAAGCAAAGCAGGGGGCACCAUGCUACAACUUGCUGGCUCGGGUCCCUGCCCCGCCGCCGACUGGGAAAGCUUCCUCCCCUGUGCCUUACAGGAAGGCCAUCCUGACGGGUAGCUACAGGCUGACAGGCCACAAAACUGGGCGCCUAGACCAGACCAGUGGCCUGGUGACUCGGCCCACUUCUCCUCCCGGCAAGUGUGGGUCUGUGCCGGAGGAGCAGAAAAGCCAGCACAGCCCAAAAGUGCUUUCCAAGGGCCGACUCCUGGCCUUGUCCACCAAUAACUGCAACAACACAUGGGCUCAGUGUCAGCAUGAUGGCCAGGCUGCCAGCGCGGCUCUGAGCCACGGAGAGCGGGCCGUGAGAGUCCAGAAACUGCCUGCUUCCUUGGGAGACAGUAAAGGUCCAUCCUCAGCAGCAGCUCCCUCUGCUGCUCCCAGCGCCAUCAGCUCAGUGGGCAUCACCCUCUCCCUGGCAGCUGAGGAGACCGAGCCCACCCAGGCUGGUCGAUUACCCAGCGGGGAAGCGCCAGUGUCUGGGUCACAGCAAGCAAAGCCGUUCGCGGAAGGGAGCAAACUGCUGGAUGCCCACCUAGAGCCAAAGAAGCCGUCGGCCUCUGCAACAAGCAGGAAAGGAGGGGGCUCUUCCGCAUCAGGGCUGAAAAAGUUCUUCUGCACCCUCAGCCAGAGCACCAAGCAGAAACUGGGCAGGUUCCGGUGCUACAGCAUGGAUCAGAUUCCCGCCGAGGCGCCAAGCCUGGCUCCACCCCCAGAAGCCAAGGCAGAUGCUGCUGAUGGCUCUAAUUUGAAGAAAGCACCUUCCCUGCAGUCACUGCGCCUGGUGUCACCCUUCUGCCAACUGAGGAAAGCCUCUUCGGUACAGAACCUGCAUUCUCUCCUGGGCAAGACUGACCGUUCCAGCUUUUAUCUGGAGGGCAAGCCAGGGGAAAGCAAAGCAGCUGACAGGAAAGCAGGUGCUCCGCCCCGGCGUUCCCUCAGCGUGGAGGACAUUGGCACCCCUGAUUUAGUGCGAACAGUCGGGCGGGUGGUAGAAGUCUUCCCGGAUGGAACCAGCCAGCUGGAGCUGCAGCGCCCCCCACAGGGCACUUUUGGGUUCCGUGUCUCCUCAGGGAAUGGUCGACCUGACACAGGCAUCUAUGUCCAGGAGAUGGCAGACACCAGCACAGCCAAGCUGUACGCAGGACUCCUUGGAGUGGGGGAUGAGAUCCUGGAGGUGAACGGUGCCAAGGUCACCGGGCUCGGCCUGGCCCACAUCAGUGAACUGCUGUUAUGGGCUGACACCCUGUCCAUCCGAGUGCUCAAGCAGAGACCCACCAAGCGGUAGCAUGGAGGAGGCCAGGGUCCUGCUGAGUUGCACCCAGGAAGCACGAUGCUACGCAGUGUUCAGUGGCCUCGCUGAACAAGGAGAGACCAGCAUGUGGGUGAAGCCCCUGCUGCCUCAUGGGGCGCUGCAGGGACACAGUCCUUGGCAUGGAGCCCAACUCCUGCAGCUAGGAGAUGCCUUUGUGACUGGAAAGAUGCCUGAUGCCACAGGCAGUGCUGUCUCAGUGUCAGGGACCUUUCUGUGCUAAAUAGUGAGCGUGUGCAAAGUUGUGACGGACAAUGCGGAUCCCUGUCCGUGGCCAAGGGACUGUCAGGGCGAUGUCUGCUUCAGUGCCUCUGUCUCUGUUGGGCGGGCUGGUGCACCAAGCAGCUCAUGCAUGCUAGUCCAACAGAAAUAAUGGGUGCUGCUGCUCUGCCUGGGCCGCUCGGCUCCCCUGCGGUGAGUGUUAAUGGCCGGGGCUCUGCACCCAGACAUGCUGAGUAGCAUUCGGUGCCAGACUUUCUGUGCAAUAUUUUGUUCCCCAAUAUUUUCCAGCUUGGGGCAGACAGGGGUCUUAUUUUCUGCUCUCAUCCACCACACAGUGACUGCUGGCAAUGCGGGAAGGAUCCGUGACCUGCCAGCUCGGUCCCUGCUGUUCCCAGUGGCCAAACAGCAGGGGGCGCUGCCUGAUCAGCAUAUCCAAGAGAGGCUCCCAUGGUGGGGGCCUGGCAGCACCAGCGUAUUCAGCUCUGAGCGCCAGCCUGGCAGCUGUGCAGCAAGAGCUCAUGGCUGCUGUGCAGUGUCGCCCUCUCGCCAGGUCUGCCUUUGUGCCCUGGGUGCAGUCAGUCCCUCUCCGGUUGCCUCCUGUCACCGAACCAAGAGCUUUCCCACUGGGUCCUUGGUACCAGCCUGAGAUGAAGGCCAAUGUCAUUCCUGGGCUAACUCAUGCUGGCAAAAUAAAGGGCGGGACAUAGAGCCCAGGGACCUGCUGGAUGUGCUGAUGGGACCCGUUCGG
Mauremys mutica (yellowpond turtle) is the source of this 5295-nucleotide messenger RNA. Its product is annotated as KIAA1614 ortholog. The transcript has 10 exons. The record is from RefSeq and is a predicted model, not a curated record. Bases 423 to 4301 code for a protein of 1292 amino acids. Gene Ontology annotation, cellular component: cell cortex; apical plasma membrane; nucleus. Gene Ontology annotation, molecular function: protein kinase C binding. Gene Ontology annotation, biological process: regulation of cellular localization; centrosome cycle; establishment or maintenance of cell polarity. Lineage: Eukaryota; Metazoa; Chordata; Testudines; Geoemydidae.